Sphaerodactylus townsendi is the source of this 4397-nucleotide messenger RNA. RefSeq names its product phospholipid phosphatase 6 (gene PLPP6). The record is from RefSeq and is a predicted model, not a curated record. The transcript has 3 exons. The coding region runs from base 374 to 1159 and encodes 261 amino acids. Gene Ontology annotation, molecular function: sphingosine-1-phosphate phosphatase activity. NCBI's taxonomy places the organism in Eukaryota, Metazoa, Chordata, Lepidosauria, Squamata, Sphaerodactylidae.
GAGAAGCAAGGGGAGGGGCGGGGAGGCUGGCACUUACUCUCAAGAAGUACCAUUGGGAGAAGAAUAAGGGAUGGCUCGGGUUCCCCGCUCCUUGUGUUUUAAUGCAUUUCCCACCAUUAUCAUUUCCUUUACAUGUUUAUCUCUACUUUUCCCCCCAACGGGGACCCAAAUCGGCUUACAAGAUCGUCCUCCCCUCCCCUCCAUCAGCACAACAACCCUGCGAGGUAGAUCAGCCGGAGAGAGGGGCUCGCCCAAGGUCACCCAGUGAGCUUCCCUGGCAGAGCGGGGUUUCCCUGCAAGACAUCAAUCUCAGCCAUGGGACAGUAGCCAGGUGGAGGAGAUUCAAGCAGCCCUUUUGCAGAUCAACGCCACCAUGCCCAGCCCAAAGAACAGCCCGAAGGGCAGCCGUGAAAGACGGGCUCCUGGCAGUAGGAUGGAGUUCUUGUCACUGAUGAAUCAGAAGAGCCAGGUGUGCCCAGAAAGCCCAUCCCGUCGCAAGGACUCGGCAGCCACCGGGGCCGCCCAGCAGGCUCUCCCUGAAGAGGAUUGCAUGAAGCUGAAUCCGUCUUUUAUGGGCAUUGCCCUGCGCUCCUUGUUGGCCAUUGACCUUUGGGCUUCCAAACGGCUAGGGGUGUGCGCUGGAGAGAAUUCUUCAUGGGGCAGUGCCCGUCCCCUCAUGAAGGUCAUAGAAGUCUCGGGACACGGUAUCCCCUGGCUAGCGGGUACCUUGUAUGGGCUCUGCAGAAGCGGAAGCUCAGCGGGACGUGAGGUGCUGGUCAACCUUCUAUUUGCUCUAGUUCUCGAUCUUGUUUUGGUGGCGCUCGUGAAAGGACUGGUAAGAAGGCGACGCCCCACUCACAACAGGAUGGACAUGUUCGCCACCAUCUCCGUGGACAAAUAUUCGUUCCCGUCGGGCCAUGCCACCCGAGCAGCCAUGGUUUGCCGAUUCGUGCUCCACCACCUUAUCCUGGCCGUCCCUCUGCGAGUUCUGGUGGUCCUUUGGGCCUUUAUUGUGGGUAUUUCCCGAGUCAUGCUGGGCAGACACAAUGUGACUGAUGUGCUCUUUGGGCUAAUGAUGGGCUACAUGCAGUACAGCGUGGUGGAAUACUUCUGGCUGUCGCCCAUCAGUGCUCCUGCUCUCUUCACAGUGUGGAGUUGACUAUUCUAAAUGGAGCCAAAAACUGUAAAAAGAAAAAUAAAUAAAUCAUCAAGCUUCAUCUGUUCGAUUAGGCAUGGGGCAAGACCAGCAAAAUUCAUUCUGAAAGGCACAUGUGCUAAUUCAGCCUGGGAGAAUUAACCAGCGCCAUGUUGUUCUCUGAAUGGGCGUCAGUCAACCCAUACAGCAGCACAAACACUCCCAACAGUUAAACUUUUCAGGCAACGCAAUACUAGAACUUUAAAGCACCUCUGGGCUCGGUAGCCUGCUGUACGAUACUUAUUUUUCAGAAGCUUUGUGACUAGCGGCAACCCUGUGAACUCAGUGUGUCUGUAGCACAAACGUCGGUGGCUUUCCUGUUGGGGAAUUCUGACCCAGUGGGAGACAGGCCUCACCAGCUCGGAAUUGACCAAGUGGACGCAGUAAUUAUUGUUUAGAAGUGUGUUGCACACCAGCAUACAAGGAAAGAGUCUGUCCCGCCCAGAGCUCAAACCAGUCCCUUUGAAUAAUCAGCAAAGCUAAGGUUUUAUAGUCAGACACAAGCAAUUGGGCAUAAUAUGCUGAAGAAGAAGGUCCAAAGAUUACAUUUUUUUAAAAUCAUCUUGGACUUUGGGUCUUUUUCUGUUGGUUUCCUCAUGAACUCUGAGAGCGGAGUGACCUGUUCAUCAUUAACUGUGUCCUGACAGAAACGGCAAACCCAAUUCAGCGGUGUAAGCAUAAUUAUAACAUAAAUGUGUGGCGGUGUGUGAAGUUCACUCAGUCAGAAACAAUUUGAUAGCUCCAGUUUGGUUCACUCAGGCCUGCUUUUUAGGUCUAUUUUCUUAUCCCGCCCCCUCCCCCCCCCCACAGUUCCCAUUUCUGAUCACUGUCAUGCUAGGCAUAUGUGCCAGGGAGUUCCCAGCUAUCCUUUUCUUUCCCCAGAACAGCGUGGGGAGGGAGUCCUGAUCCCUAAGAAACCGUUUCCUUCCUUAGUGAUUUGCGUGGUGAUUUAGAGGCAGAUCCAGAAGCCGUGCUGGUAGUAAGAGAGAACCAAUUCAUAAUGCAGCAGAAGCAAGGACCAAGUGCAAGAAUGACUAAUGUUUCUGUGACUGCAUAUUUGAGCAAUGUCUUGAGCUCCUCGCUAACACCUGGCGCCCACCCACACCAAUCCCGUGGAUGAUAUACAUUGACUUAGCUGGAACACAGGCUUUGAUUUUUGUUAAACCACGAGUAUAUUUUCAGUGAGCUACAUAAAAGCAAUAAGAUUCUCCAGGCAAGGCACAGGUUCCACCUUGAUGGGCAGGGAGCAAGUCUAACUGUGCAGUCCAAAGGGCGGGGCGGGGCAGGGGGCGAAGAUGCAUUGGAAGUGCUGUGCAAAUGGGCCCCGGUGCUGUGUGAAUGGGAACAGAGGGGGCUGUGUGGCACCCAAACCCCAGUUUCAGCCUGGGAACGCCCCCUUUUUGCGUUGCAGCCUUAUUCCCAGCAAUGAGCUUUCCUGGGAGAGAAUAGGAUUUUCUCCUUCUCCCCCAGCGCCACUAACUGCCUCUUCGGAGAUGGCACCCCAGCCCCUUCCCCAGCUGCCCCCCACUUUGGGUUGCACUACCUGACUCGCCUGUUUUGGAGAGCCACUUAGGAAUAUGGAUGGUACUUCUUGUUGUAAAGAGGCUAGGACACUCAUAGUGGCAUUGAAUCCAGCUGCCAUUCCCCAGAUACAUUAACUAUGGCUUUUCCUCCUAUUCAUUAACUCCUAGCCAAGGAAGAAAGGCACGAACAAAACUGUGAAACCCAGAGGCUCUAACAAUUAGAGGAUUUAUAGUGCUGUGAAUAUUUCUACGAUCAAAGUUUCCUAUAUUCAGCACUUUAUCCGAAGUGCUGUUAGCCAUUCUAAAGGGGCAAUAUAUCUCAACCACCUGAGAGGUAAUGCCUCUAGGGCCUUGUUUCUACAAACUCCAUAUAAUCCAGGACUGGAAAGAUAGAUACUUCCAAGUCCUAUCCCCUUUUGCUUCCUUUACAAUGGGGAAGGUUCUCUUUACUGCGACUGGGUAAUUUCGUCAGGACUGGGUAAUUUCGUCAGAUAUAUGGCAGGCAACACAUAUGGUAAUUUCAUCAGAAAUAUUGCAGGCAACACAUAUGGUAAUUUCAUCAGAUAUAUGGCAGGUGCAGGCAACACAUAUAUUUGAGAAGGGUCCUGGAUAUGACCAAACAGGAAUAUUGUUGAGGUGGUACACUGCCCCACCAGAUGCCUUCUUUAUACAUAUUGUAUUGCUGUACAGACUUCUUGUUUCAGGUGCCCAAUUAUGUGCAGAAAAAUUAAAACUCAUCAUUGGAACGUCAUACAUCAUGUUUAAUUUUUCACUUUGCCAUUCACCUUUGGUGAUAGUAAACUCUUAACAUACGAGCGCAAGAGGUAUCAGUUAGAACGCAAACCUUGGCCCAUUAGGAUGAAGGUUGUGGAUGCAGGAAGGAAAUAUAAUGGAGAGCAAGAAUGAAUAAUGUGGCAGGAAUAUUUCAAGAGAUCCAGGGGGCCGUUUUAGGAAAUGCUCUUAUUAUAGGGUCAGCAAACCAUCUGACUGCUACAUGCAGAGCCCAUAUAGAAAGAGAAGCUUUAACGGCCGGAUGAUGGAUAUUCUGAUAGGGGUAUGUAACUUGGGUCCAAAUUCAGCAUUGGGAUAAAUUAGUAUGAUAGGUAAAAUUCUGUAAGAUGGGGUGAUAUAGAUAUCUGGAAUGUCUCUGAUCUCUACUGUUAGUUUGGAAAGUGGGUCUACAGUCAUCAACUGCUGAGAUCUCAAAUCAUUCCUCUACUAUGUAUACUUCCUCUGUGUUCCUGCCUUAUGUUUGACGCAAUAAUAGGAGCCUGCAUCCUAUUCUAUUAAUAAUAAAAAGUAUCUGAGCCUUUGUCUGGAUAUUACUAAUGACAAUACUGAAAUCUGUAUUGGAGCCUAGGUAAAAAAAAAAUCCACCUGCCCCAAAUUCCAGAAGUGGCAGGUGGAAUUUUUAAAAAUUCAGUUGUUGUGUGCUAGAUAUUUUGCAAACUGUUUGCAUGUGCUUUGUGCAUUUCAAAUGUUGCUGAUAACUUGAUUUUGAGAUUGAAAUGAUACCAAAUCUUGCGGCUGCCUUGACUUUUAUCACACGAUGUGCUUUAAUUUGGGGAAUUUUCCUUGACCCUGUGUUCUCAAGCUUUGAUUUGUCCUGGACAUGUCUCUUGUCUGCCUUCAAUGGUUUCAGUCGUGCAGGUUUCUCCUAAAAGGGCUCCUAUUAAUAA